Lasiosphaeria miniovina is the source of this 852-nucleotide messenger RNA. RefSeq lists its product as uncharacterized. The record is from RefSeq and is a predicted model, not a curated record. Lineage: Eukaryota; Fungi; Ascomycota; Sordariomycetes; Sordariales; Lasiosphaeriaceae. The transcript is spliced from 4 exons. Bases 1 to 852 code for a protein of 283 amino acids.
AUGGCGGGUGCCGCGAGCGAGCGUCGGUCAGGCAAUGUUUCAGCAAAGCCAACAGGCCAGGGAGCCAGAGUCGGGUCCACGGAUUCAGGGGGCCCGGGGGGGAGGACGCGGCGGCGGCGGCACGGGGGGUGGCCGACUGUUGACCGGGUUCCUACAUGUGCCGCCAACCCACAGAUCCAGCCGGGACACCCCGUUACCUUUAUCAACUGUAACAUCCAGGAUACCGGUCCAUUGUCGAACAAGAUGGCAGAUAAGCCAACCAAACCAACCAGCGCCGGAGGAAGUGGGAAUCCCCUCCAUGGCGUUACCGGUAAAGAGAAGACACCCGCUAAGCCAGGCUCUCUUACAUCGUCGUCUAGCAGCCUUGCUGGUUCCAGCCUGGCUGGCUCUGGCAGCACGGCAUCCGCGGGAAUUCCAGGCGCCAUCCCCGCUAAUCAGCUCAACCCUUCUGAUUCUGAAAUAUUCAAUGAAGCGAAGGCACAGAGAAAGGCACAGGAGAGUAAAGACUUUUGGGACAUGUCAAAGUACGAUUACAUGAAUGUAGACAUUCGUCUCUUUGCUGACCGGAAUGCCGCCACUGGUCCGAAAGAGCAGCGACGUUGGGAAGCACCGCUAUGUCAUUUUACUCUUCCUGCGCUGGAGGCUCAUGGCCAAUUACGAAUGCUGAAAGACCCCGUGGACAAUGGAAAACCGCUCCCGCCGAAGGAGAAAAUACCCGAUGAGAAAGACGCGGUGGACUGCAGUGCCAUUUUGUACGAGAGCAAGCUCAAAUCGUUUACACAAGCGUGCGAUGCUCAUAGCCUCAAUGACAGCAGUUUCAAGCCCAGACUGAUCAUAUGGGUGGUUAUUUAG